Messenger RNA from Funneliformis geosporum, 816 nucleotides. The record is from the annotation of a GenBank genome assembly. NCBI's taxonomy places the organism in Eukaryota, Fungi, Glomeromycota, Glomeromycetes, Glomerales, Glomeraceae.
AUGUUAAGAAGUGAGAGACCCUUUUCUGUGGGUUCAGUGAAGGAGGUAAAGUUGGAUUCACAGAAAUCACCUGAAGAGAAAAUUGUUGUUGAAAAAAAAGACCUAAAGAUAGAAACCGAGCUAGCAAUUAAAAAUUCUCGAUUAGCACCUGCAACAUCUUCAGAACAACAUUCCGAGUUCUUGCAUUAUAUAGCAAGGAAGGAACGUAAAGUUUUAGAAUUACGAGAAGAAUUAAAAAGACAUGAAGAGGAAUUACGGUUAUUAAAGAAACAAUGGGAAACUCAUUUUGCAAAAAACAUUGAUGAAGCAAGUAAUAAUAAUUCACCUUCAUCAGCAUCAUCAGCAUUUUCUUUUGCAAGUAAUUCAGAAGAAGAAGGUAAAGGGUUUAUGGACGGUUUAAGUAAAGGAAUUGCGGGUGUUAUUGGUGGAAUACAGAAAGUCAAAGAUAGUGAAUUAACACAAGAAAAAUUGACACAGAUUAAAACCGUAGUUACAGAUGUUGCCAAUUCGCAAUCAAUUCAACAAACAAGACGUAAAACAGCUGAUAUUACAUCAAGUGCAUGGCUUAGUCUAAGCAAAGGAUUUUCCUCUUUAGCAUCAUCUGAAACAAUUCAGAAUGCUAGGAAAAAAACUUUGGAAACAGUAAACACAAUCAAUGAAGCAUUGGUCUUACCAUCAGUAAAUUAUACUACUACGAAUCCAUCAUCAGAAGAUACAACAACAGCUGCAACAAAAUCUAAAUUAAUUAUUUCUGAAUCGCCAUCAGAAGAAAUCGAAGAUCCCAUAUUACAUGUUAUUGGAGAUGAUAUAAUAUAG